This is a messenger RNA of Hevea brasiliensis (rubber tree), 1185 nucleotides long. RefSeq names its product gamma carbonic anhydrase 1, mitochondrial. The coding region runs from base 142 to 957 and encodes 271 amino acids. The transcript has 5 exons. Lineage: Eukaryota; Viridiplantae; Streptophyta; Magnoliopsida; Malpighiales; Euphorbiaceae. The record is from RefSeq and is a predicted model, not a curated record.
AUUUAUCCUGCUUCGCAGCUUCAGAGCUGAGACUUCAAGAGGUCCGUGUCCGCAACUCCCCCAUCUAAGCUCAUUUGUCUUCGCUGUCACUGAAACCUCACAGGUGCCGGAGAUAACCGCCGAUCAAACCAGAGGAAAAAGAUGGGGACCCUUGGCAGAGCCAUAUACACCGUCGGAUUCUGGAUUCGUGAGACCGGUCAGGCCCUUGAUCGCCUCGGCUGCCGCCUCCAAGGCAACUAUUACUUCCAAGAGCAACUGUCUAGACAUCGAACUCUUAUGAACAUAUUUGAUAAAGCCCCUGUGGUUGAUAAGGAUGCAUUUGUGGCCCCUAGUGCCUCUAUCAUUGGGGAUGUUCAAGUUGGAAGAGGAUCAUCUAUUUGGUACGGAUGUGUUUUGAGAGGUGAUGUGAACAGCAUUAGUGUUGGAGCUGGAACUAAUAUACAAGACAAUUCACUUGUCCAUGUAGCAAAAUCUAAUCUAAAUGGGAAGGUGCUUCCAACUAUAAUUGGGGAUAAUGUUACUGUAGGUCAUAGUGCUGUUUUACAUGGCUGUACUGUUGAGGAUGAAGCUUUUGUUGGUAUGGGAGCAACGCUUCUUGAUGGUGUUGUUGUCGAGAAACAUGGCAUGGUUGCUGCGGGAGCCCUUGUGAGACAAAACACUAGGAUUCCUGCUAGAGAGGUGUGGGGAGGAAAUCCAGCAAACUUUCUGAGAAAGCUAACUGAUGAAGAGAUAGCCUUCAUUUCACAGUCAGCCACCAAUUAUUCCAAUCUUGCACAGGUUCAUGCCGCUGAAAAUGCUAAGCCUUUUGAUGAGAUUGAGUUUGAGAAGGUACUUCGCAAGAAGUUUGCUCGUCGUGAUGAAGAGUAUGACUCAAUGCUUGGUGUUGUUCGGGAAACUCCUCCUGAACUUAUACUUCCAGAUAAUGUCCUACCAGAUAAAGCACCCAAGGCAAAAUGAGGUAUUGUUUCUUAAAAUUCAAAUCUUCAUAUUUGACUUCAGAGGAAUAUUUGUUGUCUUCUGCAAAUACAUUAAGAAGGGAUCACUCUCUUUUCCAAUAAUACCAGACCUGUUUAGGGUAGAAUUAUGGCUGGUUAUAAGUUUUUUGCUCUGCUCUAUUUUUGGUUGUUUAGAUGUUCUAUUUUCUUCCAUGGGAGAACUAAUGCUAUAAAGCUGAAUUUAUUUUGA